This is a messenger RNA of Dermochelys coriacea (leatherback sea turtle), 5737 nucleotides long. RefSeq names its product mitogen-activated protein kinase 7 (gene MAPK7). Gene Ontology annotation, cellular component: cytoplasm; nucleus. Gene Ontology annotation, biological process: intracellular signal transduction; cell surface receptor signaling pathway; protein phosphorylation. The transcript has 8 exons. Bases 383 to 3556 code for a protein of 1057 amino acids. NCBI's taxonomy places the organism in Eukaryota, Metazoa, Chordata, Testudines, Dermochelyidae. The record is from RefSeq and is a predicted model, not a curated record. Gene Ontology annotation, molecular function: ATP binding; MAP kinase activity.
AAAACAGCUCCACCUGCAUCUGCCCGAGCUUCCCAUUUCGUGAUUGGCUGGAAACUGCACACAUCCUCCCUGUGAUUGGUCAAACUCUACUAGAAGGGGCGGGAAUUGCUAGCGGAAAGCGCCUCUCUCGGGCGAGGUCGCGCCCCGUCCCAGUCUGAUUGGCUGACAGUCACGGGACCCGCCGCCGAUUGGCCCAUCCACCAGAAGGGGGCGGGAUUUGGUCCCGCCAAACACCUGCGUGCUUCUGAGGGCCCCGCCCCUGCCUCCAGUGUGACUGGGCGGGACAUCCGGGCACUCGGGGAAGGAGCAGGGAGCUGCGGACCCGAGAGGGAACCAGCCCGGGGCUGGAAGGGUCCCGGGCGCGAGCCGGGGAGCGGGCGCCAUGGCGGAGCCGCGGAAGGAGGAAGAGGAGGAGGCCGAGGAGCGGGGCAAGCGGGAGCCGGCCCACCGGGCCACCGUCGCGGCCAAGAACCUGGCCAUCCUCAAGGCCCGCUCCCUGGACGUCACCUUCGAGGUGGGGGACGAGUACGAGGUCAUCGAGACCAUCGGCACCGGGGCCUAUGGCGUGGUCAGCUCUGCCCGCCGCAGAUCCACAGGCCAGCAGGUGGCGAUCAAGAAGAUUCCCAACGCCUUCGAUGUGGUGAUGAACGCCAAGCGCACCCUCCGCGAGCUCAAGAUCCUCAAACACUUCAAGCACGACAACAUCAUCGCCAUCAAAGACAUCCUGAAACCCGCCGUGCCCUAUGACGACUUCAAAUCCGUGUACGUGGUGCUAGACCUGAUGGAGAGCGACCUUCACCAGAUCAUCCACUCAUCCCAGCCCCUCACGCUGGAACACGUCCGAUACUUCCUCUACCAGCUGCUCCGGGGCCUCAAAUACAUCCACUCGGCCAACGUCAUCCACCGCGACCUCAAGCCCAGCAACCUGCUCAUCAACGAGAACUGCGAGCUGAAGAUCGGCGAUUUCGGCAUGGCCCGGGGCCUGUGCACCAAGCCGGACGAGUACAAAUACUUCAUGACGGAAUACGUGGCCACGCGGUGGUACCGGGCCCCGGAACUCAUGCUCUCCCUCCACGAAUACACACAGGCCAUCGACAUGUGGUCUGUUGGCUGCAUCUUCGCCGAGAUGCUGGGCCGCAAGCAGCUCUUCCCCGGGAAGAAUUACAUCCACCAGCUGCAGCUGAUCAUGACGGUUCUGGGCACACCGUCCGCCAAGGUGAUCCACGCCAUCGGGGCUGACCGGGUGCGUGCCUACAUCCAGAGCCUGCCCUCCCGCCAGCCGGUGCCCUGGGAGAGCCUAUACCAGCAGGCCGACCGCUCGGCCUUGGCGCUGCUGGCCAAGAUGCUGCACUUCGAUCCCCGGGAGCGGAUCACCGUGGCCGAGGCCCUCAAGCAUCCCUUCGUGGCCAAGUACCACGACCCGGACGACGAGCCCGACUGCGUGCCCGCCUUCGAUUUUGACUUCGACAAGCAGGUCCUCACCAAGGAGCGUAUCAAGGAGGCCAUCGUGGCUGAGAUCCGCGACUUCCACGCGCGCCGCGAAGGGAUCCGCCGGCAGAUAAGUUUCAAGCCCGCCCUCCGGCCUGCCGCUGCCGCCACUGCCCCCCCCGUUGCCACCGCCGCCCCCUUGCGCUGCCAGGACGUGGACAUGCCCAGCGCUGGAUCCACCGGGGGAGACUACGCCAUGGAGUCACCAGCCCCCGGGGAAGUCCCGUACCCUCCGGAGACUAUUGACCUGACCUCGCCCGGGGCUCCCCCCCAGCCUGAGGGGCCGGCCGAGGUAAAGGCUGAGCCGGAGGCAGCACCGCCGAAGAGGGAGGGAGCCAUCUCGGACGACACCAAGGCAGCGCUCAAGGCUGCCCUGCUGAAGUCGGCUCUGCGCAAUAAGAGCAAAGACACCCAGUGCUCCAUGCCGGAGCCCCCGGACGUGCGGAAGCCGGUGACGGCCCAGGAGCGGCAGCGGGAGCGGGAGGAGAAGCGGAAGCGGCGCCAGGAGCGGGCCAAGGAGCGGGAGAAGAAGCAGAAGGAGAAGGAGCGGAAGGAGCUGCGGCGCGGGGACGUGCUGCGCGGGCUAGUGCUGAGCGAGAACGACCGCAGCCUCCUGGAGCGAUGGACCAAGAUGAUUGACCGGAACCAUCAGAAACUGGCUCACAACGGGCCCAUGGACCACGUCCCAACCGCGCCUGCCGGCCACAUUCCACCAGGAGCCACUGGUCAUGUUCCACCAGGAGCUGCUGGCCACCUCCCAGCUGCACCUACUGGCCACCUCCCAGCCACGCCUGCUGGUCAGGUUCCACCGGGAGCUGCUGGUCAGGUUCCACUGGGAGCUGCCGGCCACCUUCCAGCUGCACCUGCCGGCCACCUUCCAACCACGCCUGCUGGCCAUGUUCCACUGGGAGCUGCUGGCCACCUCCCAGCCACCCCUGCUGGCCACCUUCCGCCGGGAGCCGCUGGCCACCUUCCAGCCACCCCUGCUGGCCACGUUCCGCCGGGAGCCGCUGGCCACCUUCCAGCCACCCCUGCUGGCCACGUUCCGCCGGGAGCCGCUGGCCACCUCCCAGCCACCCCUGCUGGCCACGUUCCGCCGGGAGCCGCUGGCCACCUUCCAGCCACCCCUGCUGGCCACGUUGCACCAGGUGCCGCUUGCCACCUCCCAGCCACGCCAGCUGGUCACGUCCCGGUCACAUCGGAUUUCUUGAGCUUCCCUGAGAAGGCACCAGCCGGUGGCGGCUCCAAGCUCACCAUACUGCCAAUAGUUGCGGAUCCAGCCCACGGCUCGGCCCCCAACAUUGUCCAGUACUUUCCGGCCCCGCCCGGCCCCUUCCCUCCGGUUCUGGUUGCCCCCUCAGCUUGCCACAAAGCUCUGGCUAAACCUGAGUGCCUCCUGAGUGUCAAAUACGCCCCGGGUCAGAUCUUCCAGGCCCCCUUUGGCCUGGCGGGUAUCAGUGCGUGGCCAGGUGUCCAGUGCCCAGAGAACUGGUCCGUGGCCGGGAGGCCAGCACCUGGGGAAGCCCCGACGACUCCUAGUGGGACACAGCUGCAAGAGGGGCCAUCAGUCCGCGCUGUAGGCAGCCUUGUGACACCAGGCAGGGAGGGCGUGGCGUUGGAUCCAGCCAUCUUCCUGCAGGAGAUUGGGAAGAGGGCUCCAGCUCCGGCAGUGGGAGGAGUCAAAGGGCCCGGCCACUACCCGAUCGCUAUGGCCGCCUCGCCGGAAACCGCCCACCCGGAGUCGCCUGACAUCACCAUGGUCACGCAGCAGCUUUCCAAGUCGCAGGUGGAGGAUCUCCUGCCGCCCGUCUUCUCGGUGACCCCCAAGGGCAGCGGUGCAGGCUACGGCGUGGGCUUUGAUCUGGAGGAGUUCCUGAAUCAGUCCUUCGACAUGGUGGGGGAGAACAGGGACAGCCAGGGCGAUUCGGCCCCUCUCUCGGCCUCCCUGCUGGCUGACUGGCUCGAGGUCCAUCGGAUGAACCCCGCCGAUAUGGAGUCCCUCCAGCAGGAGCUGCAGCUUGGCUCUCCCAUGAUCCUCUCCGACAUUCCCGACCUCCAGGACGCCUGAGGCUGAGAUCUCAGCUCCCUUGUGCCUCCCCUCCCCAUUGGGGGUGAGGGUGGGGCCAGGACCGGCUAUGCAUCAGGGUCUCUAUGGGGCAAGCAACAAGUAGACACUUCCCCCUCCCGAUCGCCUGGGUCCCGGCACUGGUUUUGCCUGGUGUCCCGUCAGGUCUCAUGUACAGUUAGGCAGAGUCAGAAGGGCUCCCCGCAUGGCUGGGAGAGCUUGACCCUAUUCUAGUAGGCACUGUGCUGAGGGGCAGGGGCUCACUAGGGGCGCUGAGCCCUGAUAAUCAGUGCUGGCCCCGACGUCCCAGAGUGUCACUAGGGGGUGCUGCAUUGCAUUGUGGGUGUGUAUUGAUUUCCUUCCUGACCCCUCUGAGUUACCCUGGAGCAUGAGCGUGGCUCGCCCAUCCCUGACUCUUACUAAGCUGAGCUGCCUGGGGAAUCCCCGCCCUGGGUGGAAUGGGCCAGUGCUCCUGAGGCCUCGGUUUGAUCCCCGCCCAUGCCACAGCAUCGAUGACUUAGCCCGGGCUUGGUCCCAUGGGAUGUGAAUCAUCAUCCUGCUGCAUCAUUCCCCUGUCUCCUGUUAUUUCCCUCCUCCUCACUCCUACCUCUGUCUCCCUCCUCUAACUCUGAUUUCUUAUCCCCUCCCGUAAUACCCGCCUUGCUCUCCCGCUGAUUUAGGCACUUAGGAUCCAGAUCCUUACAGCUAUUUAAACACCUGAUUCAGACCAGGAUUUAGGGCUUUAGAAGCACAAAUUUUGCUGGAAGUCAGUAGGGUUUAGGAUAGUAAUGGCCUAGAUUGCUGUGGGAUUCAGGAGCCUAAAUCCUGUUAGCCAUUUGGAUGGUAUCUCUUCUUGCGUAAAUCGAAUUCCCACUCCCUUCAGUAGACACGGAGAACAAUUGAUCACUGUCCUCAUUGUAACAACUCUCAACAUCUUUGAAGGCUGUUCUCCGGUCCCCCCUCUGUCUUCUUUUCUCUAGACUAACCAUGCCGGUUUUUUAACCUGUCCCCGUAGGUCAUGUUUCUAAACCUUCGAUCAUUUUUGUUUCUCUCCUCUGGACUCUGUCUGAUUUCUCCACGUUUCCUAACAUGGCAUCUGGAAUUGGACACACUACUCCAGCUGAAAUACACCCCGUUAAUACACCCCGGAUGACAUUAGCCUUUUUUGCCACUUCCAUUUAGAGGUGAGUGACAUUUUCAACUACAAACCCCGCAAAUUCAGUGUACCCGAAACCUUUCAAAGAGUUGUCCUUGGUUUUGCUGAAUUGUUGAAAGAUCAGCCAAAAAACUCCAAAGAAAAUAAAAAAAUUGACAUCUUAGAUCUGAAACUUUUUCAUUUUUUCAAUUCCAAAUUUAAUAUAACAAAAAAAAAAAUGAAAACCAGAAAACAGUAGAAACCUUUUGUUUUGGCACUUUCAGAAGUGACGAGUUUUCUCUUGGAAGCCGCUGUUCAUACAGAAAUUGCCUUUAAUUUAAGUUUUAAAAUAGGGAAAAUGUAAAAAACAGCUUAAAAUAUUUAGUUUGACUGAAAACCAGAUUUUUUCCCCCUUGUUGAUUUGCCAGACUUUUUUAAAAAUUGCGUUUCCUCUUUGACCCAAAAUUAUUAUUAUUAUUAUUUUGCAAACAACUGAAAACUCCAUUAUUUGUCCAAUUUAAUUCCACCAGUUUACUCUGGUCCCCACUCUGCAUUGAAUCUAAUCUCCAGUCCCCUCUUUACUUUUCUAAUAUAAUCCCCAUUCUCAUUGUUUAAACCUGUCUAAUCUAAUCCCCACUCAGUGUCUUGUGUAAUAUCUAUUCUCCUUUUUAUCUACCUAAUUUAUCCCCCACUUUGGGUCUAUUACAGUCUCAUCUCCUUUUUAGCUGCCUAAUUUAAUCUCAUGAUCAAAUCUAAUACCUAAAAGAUGCUCAGAACUUUUUUAUCAAAACAACUGGUUUUCAUGUAAAAAAAAGCUGUUUUGACGACACCGGUUUCCCCCCGCAGAUGGUAUCAUUUCAAUUCCAUUUUGUUUAUUUUAUUUGAAAAUGUCACACGUUUCAGUAUUUCGUUUGGAAACGACUUUUUCGUUUUGAUCAUUUAUUUUAUACCAAAAAACAAAGAAAUUCCUAAUGUUUUGAAUGAACCAAAAUGAAACAUUUUAACCCAAAAUGAACUUUUUGUUUGCAAAAAAUAUUGCAAUUUUGGGG